Messenger RNA from Paramecium pentaurelia, 940 nucleotides. The record is from the annotation of a GenBank genome assembly. NCBI's taxonomy places the organism in Eukaryota, Ciliophora, Oligohymenophorea, Peniculida, Parameciidae.
AUGAAGUCUUAAAUUUCAUCCCUUCUAAUUUUACAACUUAUCAUACCUUCUUAUUCUUCAUGUCUAAAUGCUGUCUCCUGUCAAAAUGAAUAAUAAUAUCAAUAUUAACAAUUCGCUGUCCUUUAAAUGAUGAAAUGCUAUUAUCAAAUGCACAAUAGAUCACUUCAUCAAAAUGUCGAAUCCUUGAGUGAUCAUGAUUGGUAUCUCUACUUUAAAUAUCUAGGAUGAUAUUUACUAUGUUUUUGAAUCAAUUCAAUCUACUCUGCAAUUAUCAUAACAUACUCAAUAAUAUCAAUUAAAUAACCAAUUCCAUUAAUAAUAUUAAAUAGCAAUAAAAAUAUGAUGAAUAACUCAUUGAAUUAUUAACUCAUAACUUUUAAAAAAUGAAUCAAUAUAGUAUCAAUUUCACUACAGCUAUUGAAGUAUUUUAAAAUACACUAAAAAAUGAGAAAGUAAAAAUUAAUCAAUUAAUUCUAGGAUAGAUUAGAUAAAUACAAUAAUAUUUCUAAUCAUCUCUCUAUUAUUUAAAAUCAAACACAAUUUAAUCAGACUACUUCAUUUAGUAAUCUAAACUAUUUAUUGCAAUUAACUAACAGUCUGUAAAUUAUAUCAGAUAAUCAAAUGCAGGAUUCUAUUAAGUUUUAUUUCAUUUCAUUAUUUGCCUUUUACUUAAUUACUAGAAACAAUCCUUAGAAGGAGAAUUAAAAGUUUAUCCUUGCAUAUGUAACUAUUUUCUUUCUAACUGAAUGCCUUUUAUCAUUAGUUUUGACAUAAUUGUUGCUUAAAUAUAUUAGGUUAGUAUUUUGUUGGUUUAUAUAGGUUUUUUGCAAUGAUGGCUAUACAAUAUUCAAUAGUUAAAUAAUUUUUAAAUAGUUCAUUAGGUGAAGACUAAAUAACACUUGUCAUCAAUUAAAUUAAGAAUAAAUAUAAAUUAGAUUGA